CGACUCGGAUGUGACGUAAUGUGAACAUCAAAAUUCCGAGUUAAAUUGAAUGCGUCACCCCAAGCUUCUUUUUAUACGGUGAAAAACAAAGCCAGAAAACAUUGGGAUUUUGUUUCAUUGACGUUUGCCUGUGGUGCCCUUUUUUUUUUCAAUGUAGCUGUGUCAGAAGAAGUGGACAACGACAACUGUCAGUGCGGUAUAUAACCUCGAAGCUGCUUGGACUGUGACGCGAUCGGAAAGGUGUAAAUUCGAAGGUUCGCCAGCACGCCUCAUGAUACCUGAACAUUAAGGAUAACUAAUUACAUGUUUAGGAUGGCUAGUUGUGGGGAGGUAGACCACUCUGUUAGCUCACUUCCCCCAAGUAAGAAAGGCAGCAGCAGCUCCGGCAGCAACGGUGCAGCUGGCAGUGGGAACAGUGCCGAAUCAUCAUGUUCUGGCUCCAGCAACAUAUCGCCAGCGAUAUCCGUACCAGAGUGCGCCAUCUGUCUGCAGAGCUGCAUCCACCCAGUGCAACUGCCAUGCCACCACAUCUUCUGUUUCCUCUGUGUGAAAGGGGCAUCCUGGCAGAGCAAACGCUGUGCCCUCUGCAGACAGGAAGUGCCAGAUGACUUCAUGGAAAGGCCUACUCUUCUCUCUCCAGAGGAGCUGAAGGCGUCAGCGGGGGGUCGUGCUGGGGAAGUGAGUGAUCACGCCUGGUAUUACGAGGGCCGCAACGGUUGGUGGCAGUAUGAUGUGCGAACCAGCCGCGAGCUGGAGGACGCUUUCUCCAAGGGCAAGAAGACAGCGGAAAUGCUUAUUGCCGGGUUCUUGUAUGUAGCAGACUUGGAGAACAUGGUGCAGUACAGGCGUAAUGAGCACGGACGUAGACGCAAGAUGAAGCGGGAUGUUUUGGACAUUCCCAAGAAGGGAGUGGCUGGACUGCGUUUGGACACGGAGGGCAUCACAGGUGGAAUUGGGGCAGCGGGUAGAGAAAAUUCUGCUGAUGGAGCCGAUACCACAGCAGUAGGUGUACAACAGCAGGGCGCUGGCAUCUCAUCUGCUCCACCAGCUCCUCCACCUGCUUUGAGACCUCAAACUUCCUUGGCAGGUCGACCUGGCAGCAGCAGCCCCUCUUUAGAAGAGGCGCUGUCACAACUCCAAGUCAGCCACAGGCCCACUCAAUCAUGUGAGCGAUCUGGGGAAGGUGAAGGAGAGGACGAAGACGAGGAAGUAGCGGCUUCACCCUCCAGGUCUUCUGACCUUCAAACCUCUGUGGACGAAUCCGGCUCUGGAGACUGGAGCGAUGAUGAGGAAGAAGAGGAUCAUGCUGAAGAAGCGCAGGGCGAAGGUGAUGGUGAGCAUGUGGAGGUGAGGGAGGGCCGUUCCCAGAGGCAAAGACUGAACCCAGAGGACCGAGCCCUCCCCGGGGCAGAGUCCACUUCACACCCUUCAUCUACAAGUGAAAGGUCCCGAAUGCCUGAUGGUCAGUGUACAGUGACUGAAGUGUGAACUUUUUCAAAUAACUGUUCAGUUUCAUUAAUUUAUUCUCUCCUUUAUGCUAUCAUUCAUUGUCACUGCUCACAAACUGACCCGUGUUUUCCAGCGGCAAGAGUAGUAAUGACGAUCUGACAUGUCGUUCUAGGGAGGAUGAACAAGUUAUUUGGAACUGCAUCAUCCUCAACGUGAAUGGCUGCAUUUUAAUUAUUAACUCUCUCAGCUAACAUGACAGACACACAUGCAAUGCAGUAUGUUGCUCCUCUUUCACAGCUUUCAAUUUACUGGAUUAGUUUGCUUAAGAUUUUAGCAAAUUGUGAAUUUUCAGUGUAUUUUUACAUGUGAAAUCAUCUUGAUGCAGGCUGUGUUUUCUCUAUUGCCCUUGAGGAACGUUCACAUUAUCUUGCAACAUUGCGAAGUCUGCAACGUACUAACUAUUUUACUGCCCUUUGAGGUUUAUCGGCAUCAGAUUGCUCAAUUGCAGCAAAAUACUAAAUUUUUUUUAACAUAAAAAUAGGUGUAACUUUUCAUUAAAAUUGUUCAACUCCAAGUAAUUGGAAGUAUAAUGUGAAGUGUCAUUGUUGUAUGUUAAAAGUUGGCUACAAUUCGAGUGUUCUCCACUGGAGUGUUGCCGAAAGUGAAACUGGUGCAUGUUUGAAGAGAGAGUUAUUUUAGUGCUACACUUGGAAAAAUGCUCUUGAUAUUUUGGGUUUGGGGUAUAUAAAUGUCCUUUUAUUUUGAAUAUGAUAUUACUUACAUGUCGGGCACUAAGACGAUCAUGCCAUUCCAAAUUAAAGUUUAAAGUUUUA
This is a messenger RNA of Syngnathoides biaculeatus (alligator pipefish), 2282 nucleotides long. It is a transcript of the gene rnf146, whose product is annotated as ring finger protein 146. Bases 304 to 1488 code for a protein of 394 amino acids. Gene Ontology annotation, biological process: ubiquitin-dependent protein catabolic process; Wnt signaling pathway. The transcript has 3 exons. Lineage: Eukaryota; Metazoa; Chordata; Actinopteri; Syngnathiformes; Syngnathidae. The record is from RefSeq and is a predicted model, not a curated record. Gene Ontology annotation, molecular function: poly-ADP-D-ribose binding; ubiquitin protein ligase activity; zinc ion binding. Gene Ontology annotation, cellular component: nucleus; cytoplasm.